AUUUGAUUAAAUUGUGGUAUAUAGGUGAAGAGAUGUAAGAGUUUAAGAGACAUUAGUGGGUGAAGGAGUGUGUAGCCAGCCGCACGAGGAACCAUCACCACCUUGUUGACGGGUCUGGCCAGCGGCCGGCAUGAACACCGCUUCUCACACUAUUUAAAGAGAUGACGCAGAGUGAAGGAGGGCACGUGGAGGGAGGGACAGAGGCGAGUAUGGACACAAGACGUGCUCUCUUGUGCCUUGUUGCCAUCUUCCUCCUCUCGCUCACCACCCUCACCUUUGUAUAUAAAAAUUUCCCGGAAUUGGAAGAAGAUGAGUAUCAGUACAUGAAGCUGCCAAUGGAUAUAGAAGAUGCUAAGAAUCUGGGUCGUGUUCUCUCCCACUACAAGGAUCGAUAUUUUGUGGAGGUCCUGGCUGGAAUCUUUGUUACAUAUAUCUUUCUUCAAACAUUUGCUGUGCCUGGAUCAAUAUUUCUCUCCAUCCUUUCUGGUUUCCUCUUCCGCUGGGAGUUGGCACUGCUUCUCAUAUGCUUCUGCUCAGCAGCUGGCGCCUCCUUCUGCUACCUGCUUUCUUAUUUAGUAGGCAGACCUGUUGUCCUCAAGUAUCUGCCAGAUCGUACAAAAACAUGGCAAGAAAAGGUGGAUAAACAGAGAGAGAACCUGCUGUUUUACAUUAUCUUCCUGCGGAUCACACCCUUCCUGCCAAACUGGUUCAUCAAUAUUUCCAGUCCUAUUGUUAAUGUGCCUCUCUGGCCAUUUUGUUUAGGAACAUUUUUAGGUGUGGCUCCUCCUAGUAUAUUAGCUGUACAAGCUGGCACCACCUUAUACCAGCUCACCUCCUCUAGCGACGCCUUCUCUUUAACAUCUGUGGUACUUCUGACUGCUGCAGCUCUGUUGUCUCUAGUUCCAAUAAUUUUAAGAAGUCGCCUUCGAGAGAAGUUUGACUAGGGCUGGUAUCCUUCCAUGGGUCAGGUGUGGAGGUCAAAGCAUCAGGACAUGUCGACACAAUCAUCAAAAACGGGGGCGAAAAGAAAGAGGGUCAGGCGGGGGAUUCUCAUCUUGUAUAGGAAUCAAGAGUUUUCUUCACAAGCAGGCGAGUGUGAGGAAAAGGUUCUAACAGAAAGGUCACCUAUUCUCUCCCCAGACAGACCAAGUUAUUGCUCUGGAGAUCCUGCCAUUGAAGUGAUUGUCAUUGCACAUUCAGGCCACUGAAUCUGGUCUUGCUAUUUUUGCUGUGCAAUGUUUUUUAAUAUAUUUGUAUAUUCACACCUUUUUUGUAACUAAUGAGGAAAUGUUAUUUGUUAAUUAUUUGUUAAGCUGACAUCUUGUAGUUUAAGGUUUCAAAAUGUUUUUGAAACCCCUAAUAUAAGAUGCUAAAUUGAAUACAGCAAAGUUUCUAGUGAGGUAUAUUUUGUUAAUGCAAGAUAGUGGUUUGAUGCUGUAGACCAUUGUGUGUUACUGAUAGUGUAGGUGGCGUUGAUGUCCAUGUAUCAACUUCUCUCCUGCAUUGUCUUGUAGACAAAAUAAACAAUUUCACUCAUUGUAUGAAGUGCUGUGGAACUCUUGUUUUUCAAGGGAAAGCCAUAAUGCUGAAUUUUUAAAUUUCUUUAAUAUUUUUUAAUUUUCUACAAAUUGGGGUUAUUCUUUAAUAAUACUGUACUGAAUUGCAAAAUUUCAGUUAGGAGUUACUUGCUACUUCAGUUACUUGCUUUAUAUUUUGAGCUGAAAUCAAGUUCUUUAAUAUCUUUUACGGUAUUCGGUCUUUGGAAGGUUAAACGCGUUACCUAAAGCUAAGGCUAAGCUUUUAAGUUAAGCUUAUUUUUUUUUUUUAGAAUUCAAUU
Procambarus clarkii (red swamp crayfish) is the source of this 1837-nucleotide messenger RNA. It is a transcript of the gene stas, whose product is annotated as Transmembrane protein stas. The record is from RefSeq and is a predicted model, not a curated record. Gene Ontology annotation, cellular component: endoplasmic reticulum membrane. NCBI's taxonomy places the organism in Eukaryota, Metazoa, Arthropoda, Malacostraca, Decapoda, Cambaridae.